GCUCACAAAAAAUCUGGAUUUCUCUCUCCUCUGCACAAAUUCAUACUGUAAUAUGCAUGUGUGUGUGUCCAUAUUUGACUUAAGCUCUCUCAAGGAUCAAGUUUGGAAAGGGAAAGUUUUACUUAUUUACUAGAAUAUGCUGGUUCUCACUUGUGUACAGUUGGCAAACUUUUCAUUAAUGCUUUUGCAGUUAGUCUAUUAAUGUUCGCAUGAGGUGUCAGUCAGUCCACGUUACAUUAACGACGCUUUAGUGGUUACGCUGGUAGGCGAACCUGAUAACAUCGAGCUGAAUCAAGUGCAUAGAACGGGUGAAACUGCUGAAAGAGCAAACAAAGUGUCAAAUUAGCCCUUGUUCGGGAAAGUCCAACUCGGUGUAAUCAUGGGAAAAACUCUCCUCCGAACUUUGACUUUCAUUCUGCCCGUGGUUUUCUUUCUUGUCAAAGACGGACACGGGAGAGAAAUUGCUAGAUCCGACAAUAACCAAAAUGUGACGGAUGUUGCGGCAUUUCGUCCCGUUCUCACAAAAGAUCGCCUAUAUCAAAUCCGAGUUUAUGACUCAAAGAUGAAGUGUUUUCCCCUAAUUCUGUGCACAUUGACGAAAACGGGAGCUUUCGCUGCUCUGGGAAUCGUGAGCUUGAAUGAUUUGGCAGAUGGGUAUAUUCGUCUUCUGUCUGUCUUCCCUGGUGGGCCAGCGUCGUCAUCGUCAGAUUUGGUGAUGGGGAAUGCUGCUUCUAAUUUCAAGAAUGACUUUGGAGCCUUGAAAUCCUCAUCGCCAGAUGACGAUGAUGAGAACGCAGAGACACAAAAGACCCGAGAUGAUGAAAAUGAAAGUGAGGAACUACUCCUCAGUGAUCCUCUUCUACAUCACAAAGAAAAAUUGGAAAUGAAGAAAUUGAUGGACGAGCUGAUGGCGGAGGAUAGGGCGGAAGCAAUGAGAAAGCCAACAAGUUGGACAAAUACGGCAAUGUCUCUCCCUUUCAAAUUAGGAACUUCUCUCCUUCGAGAAGUUGUGGCACCUUUAUUUGUUGGUGACACUAGCAGACGCGGACGAGAUUUGGAAGAAUAUUUUAAUAUAAAAAAUAAUGAUGGCAGAGAUGGGAAAGCAAUCAAACUUGACAAGAAUCAGGACCUCAUUACCAGUGCCAUGAAACACUGGAACAAACUCAAAAGUCCUCAAGAAUGUGGCAAAAUCUAUAAAUCGUGUCCAUUCGAGGCGUGGGAAGUCGUUAGUAUGAUCAAGUUAAUUAAGGACAGUUCAGUUCGCCAAUGAUAAUUAGAAUUAUUAACUCAUUUAUAUGUACAGCACUGACUAAAUAUGUAUUAAAUAAAUUAUUGAAAUUCUUAAGAA
Molecule: messenger RNA, 1348 nt
Organism: Folsomia candida
Lineage: Eukaryota; Metazoa; Arthropoda; Collembola; Entomobryomorpha; Isotomidae
Exons: 4
Coding region: 380-1270 (296 amino acids)
Source: RefSeq, a predicted model, not a curated record